GGGACUUGCUCUCAGCCUGAGUCGGCGGCGGCUGCGGGAACUUUCCCAGCGGAUCUAAUGGCUGCGCGCGGGCCGCUGUGAGGCGCGGCGGCGAGCGACGGGCGCGGGGCCGCGGAGCAGCGAGCGAGCGAGCUAGCGAGCGCGAGGCCGGAGCCCCGGCAAGGCCCGGCCGACCCGCCGAGCCCGCGAUGCGCCCCGGGGCCGCCCCCCGGCGCAGCUGACGCCCCGCGGCCCCGCGAAGACCCCGGCCGGCCGGUCCCGGAGGAAGCGGCCGCCGCCGCCGCCGCCCAGCCCAGCGCCCGCGCCGCCCGGGCACCAUGGCGGGGAAGGUGGCCGCUCCGGGCACCGCGGUGCUGCUGGUCACGGCCAACGUGGGCUCGCUCUUCGACGACCCAGAAAACCUGCAGAAGAACUGGCUUCGGGAAUUUUACCAGGUCGUGCACACACACAAGCCGCACUUCAUGGCUUUGCACUGUCAGGAGUUUGGAGGGAAGAACUACGAGGCCUCCAUGUCCCACGUGGACAAGUUCGUCAAAGAACUAUUGUCAAGUGAUGCGAUGAAAGAAUAUAACAGAGCUCGAGUCUACCUGGACGAAAACUACAAAUCCCAGGAGCACUUCACGGCACUAGGAAGCUUUUAUUUUCUUCAUGAAUCCUUAAAAAACAUCUACCAGUUUGACUUUAAAGCUAAGAAGUAUAGAAAGGUCGCUGGCAAAGAGAUCUACUCGGAUACCUUAGAGAGCACGCCCAUGCUGGAGAAGGAGAAGUUUCCGCAGGACUACUUCCCCGAGUGCAAAUGGUCAAGAAAAGGCUUCAUCCGGACAAGGUGGUGCAUUGCAGACUGUGCCUUUGACUUGGUGAAUAUCCAUCUUUUCCAUGAUGCUUCCAAUCUGGUCGCCUGGGAAACAAGCCCUUCCGUGUACUCGGGAAUCCGGCACAAGGCCCUGGGCUACGUGCUGGACAGAAUCAUCGAUCAGCGAUUCGAGAAGGUUUCCUACUUUGUGUUUGGCGAUUUCAACUUCCGGCUGGAUUCCAAGUCCGUCGUGGAGACGCUCUGCACAAAAGCCACCAUGCAGACGGUCCGGGCUGCCGACACCAAUGAAGUGGUGAAGCUCAUAUUUCGUGAGUCGGACAACGACCGGAAGGUUAUGCUCCAGUUAGAAAAGAAACUCUUCGACUACUUCAACCAGGAGGUUUUCCGAGACAACAACGGCACCGCGCUCUUGGAGUUUGACAAGGAGUUGUCUGUCUUUAAGGACAGACUGUAUGAACUGGACAUCUCGUUCCCUCCCAGCUACCCAUACAGUGAGGACGCCCGCCAGGGUGAGCAGUACAUGAACACCCGGUGCCCGGCCUGGUGUGACCGCAUCCUCAUGUCCCUGUCCGCCAAGGAGCUGGUGCUGAGGUCGGAGAGCGAGGAGAAGGUUGUCACCUAUGACCACAUUGGGCCCAACGUCUGCAUGGGAGACCACAAGCCUGUGUUCCUGGCCUUCCGAAUCAUGCCCGGGGCAGGUAAACCUCAUGCCCAUGUGCACAAGUGUUGUGUCGUGCAGUGACGUGGUGGGAAGAGAUGCCAGCGCCACGAGAGGACCCUUCGUGAGCCCUCCCUGUAGCCGUGUACCGAAUACGCACUCUUGAAAGCUGCAUCGAGAACCCGCCCAAGCGCCACCUGCUAGACGGCCAGCCCCACACUUCGCUUCAGCCUCCGGACCAUUCCGGAACAGCCUCACAUACCUCACUGUCUCGUCUGUUCAUGUGACAUUAAGUAGAAAUAUUGGUUUUUUUUUUUUAAAUAAGUCACAGUCCUGUUGUCAAAACUCUAAUAGACAGCAAAGAAGGUCUGUACUGUAGACUUCACAGUUUUCAGUUUUUAAUGAUUGUCAGUGGAGGGGCUUCUCCAGCACAGAGACCCCCCCCCACUGUGUCCAGGGACCCCCUCUGCCAGGUGGAGGUGUGUCCAGGGGCUGGGGAAGCUGAGACGGGCGCUCCCUCUGCCAGCCGGCAGCGUGGCCCUGAGCAUGGCGAGGGGGUCUGUCUCUGCCGAUGCUCCUUCCGCAGCACUGACUCUGCACCGUGUCACAUGGUUUUUGAAUCACACUGCAGCUGCUUUCCAUUUUUAUAUAUAUAUAAAUAUAUAUAAAUAUAUACUUUUUAAAAAUAAUUUAUAAAUCUUACCAAAACUUAUGCUAAAUGUACUUUCCAGUAUGAACGCACAGGAGAGUCCCAUCAGUAGGCGGCAUUGGAGUCUAGGAGCUCAGCUGUGUGUCCAUCAACACACAAAUUCGUAAAAAACACACAUGGCCUCGCCAGCGUGGGUAAAAUCGGCCCCACAGCACGUCUUCACUAGCGGGCCGUCACUCCCAUGCCGUUCUUCUGUGUAAUAUUAAGAACUGAAUGUGAAGUUUAUAGCUAGCCUGGGUGUACCUUUUAAGAAUUUUGUAAACCGUUUGUCUGUCUGUUGUUACUGUUUAUGGUGCCAGGUAUUCAACAUUACAACAAUAAUAUCAUGGGAGAAAUAGAAAUAGCCUAGUUCGCUUCCAAUAGAAACUGCUUUUAACAUGGGCUGUAUAUAAAAAUAUUAAAGAGAAACAAAACUGUACAUUUCCUCAUUGCUCCGCUACAAACAACCCAUGUAAUAACCUUGUUGCAAAUAUUUUUCUCCUAUAGCACUAAGUACAGCAUUAAAAGGUGAUUAGAGAGUCUGUUGAUGAAACACAAAUGUAUGUUUUAUUGAUUUUACUUUAGAACACUACAGAGUUCCUGGACCGGGUGAAGGCAUUAGCUGGGCGUUUGUUUGGUAUAAAUACUACCACUGCAAGUGACUGCUGUCCUCUGCGGAAUCUGUUCUUGGUGGAAGCACCGGUCCGUGUCCCUGCUGUGGUUGCCGCUGUCCGCAGUUCAACACGGAGUCCGCCCCACAGGUUUCAGCUGUUGGUCGUUCUGAGGGCCUUUAGAAGUGACUGGUCUGGUUCCUAAGCAAUAAAAUUGACCGUGGUGAAAAUA
Molecule: messenger RNA, 3003 nt
Organism: Pongo pygmaeus (Bornean orangutan)
Lineage: Eukaryota; Metazoa; Chordata; Mammalia; Primates; Hominidae
Gene: INPP5A
Product: inositol polyphosphate-5-phosphatase A
Exons: 16
Coding region: 318-1556 (412 amino acids)
Biological process (GO): phosphatidylinositol dephosphorylation
Molecular function (GO): inositol-polyphosphate 5-phosphatase activity
Source: RefSeq, a predicted model, not a curated record